AUGGAGCAGCUCGGCAACUUUAUCCUUCCCGUUGAGAUGCAUCACCUCCUCCGGGAUUGCUGCCGCGAGGCUGAGCGGGCCGAUGUUGUCUCCCGGGGUCUGGACCUACUGCGCGCGGCGCUCCCCGAGUCGUUCCAUGGCCAUCUGAUAGCCCUCGCCGGAGAGAUUCGAACCUCCAGCAGGCUCCUCCGCGGUCUUGCAGAUCGCUCCCAAGUGCACAUUAUGCGCGUACCCAUCGUCACCACCUACCUAGACGUCGUGCUGCCCUGCCUGUCCAAGUCUCUCAAAGAUAUCAUGGCUUACUACGAGGACAAGACCCUAACGAGGGAAAUACGCUGGCGCAAGAUGUACAACAAGAUGACCGAGGAGGCAGGGGGCCUUCCUUUGCCCCAGCGCUUCGUGCUCUACAACCACUACCUCUCAUUGCUGAGACAGCUAUUGACCAGGUCACCCAGUUUCGACCUGAAUACGUUGGAGAGUCUCCGCACGCGGAUUCUGAAAUUGCGGGAGCAGAGAGGAAUCCCGGCGCCACCUUUGCAAGUUGGCCCUCUGGUCCGCCAGGACCUGAUGUCUCUGGCAGUAUUGCAGGAACCUAACGCGCAUUGGGCCGAGCAGAUAUUCUCACUGCCCUUGCCGUCACGAACGGCCCUGAAGCAUCUGAAACCCUCCAAAUCUUACGGUCCGUUCUACCCCUGGGGACAUAUCGCUGUACCACCGGAUGCAAAAAUACUCUUUAGGCGGCCGUUCGACAACGAUACCAUCUCCAUCGUAGUGUUUUUGAACACGGUAAACCAAGCUCCCUACUUCUUGAUGAGAACCAUGCAGGGGGACACGCCGUGGUUCUCCAUGCUCGGCGCUCAUGAGAUUUGCAUUGAGCGGGAGGGAAGUGCGCUACAACUGAAGCGCUGGAGCCGAUCGGAUCAGUGCAGUAAGCUCUGGGCGGCAUUAUACUUCCAAACGUGGGAAGAAAUGGUGCUGUUUUACUGCAGCUUUGUUGCGCUCAAGGCUCGGAACGUCCUGACGAUUCAGAUCCAUCCGAAUGAGUUCAAAUUGCGGAGGGAAAGACGCUUGUUUCAGGCUCAAAUAAUCGACGACGGUUUCAAGCAUUCGCUCAUUGUCUACGAAGACCAGCAGACUCGUGGCCUACGCCUCCAUGCCGCAGUCUGGGAAGGUGAACUCAGGCAGUGCCCUGUCUGGACCGCCUUUGUUACACACCAGUCCCAGUCGCCCACAUGGCUCAGUCGGCGCUCAAAGAACCGUGUCUGGCUCAAAGAUGUACAACUCUACGUAUUCUGCAACAACUAUCGGCAAGAAAACAUGCGCCAGAACAAGUCGGGCGCAUUUGAAAUCUACUUUGACCGGGAGGAAGGGGCCAGGAGAUUUAAGGAGGUAUUUGCACUCCGGUCUGCCUCGUCCGAGUCGUCGGAAAAUGAGCCUAUCGCCGGCACCUCGACAUAG
Molecule: messenger RNA, 1458 nt
Organism: Canariomyces notabilis
Lineage: Eukaryota; Fungi; Ascomycota; Sordariomycetes; Sordariales; Chaetomiaceae
Exons: 10
Coding region: 1-1458 (485 amino acids)
Source: RefSeq, a predicted model, not a curated record